This is a messenger RNA of Taeniopygia guttata (zebra finch), 1875 nucleotides long. The record is from RefSeq and is a predicted model, not a curated record. Lineage: Eukaryota; Metazoa; Chordata; Aves; Passeriformes; Estrildidae.
AUGACACCCCACCUGUACAGCCUCGGGGCGCAGGUGUGUGAGCUGGAGCCGGGCACCAUCCUGGUAUCGGAUCCCAAGAUCCUGGAGAAGCUGAAGCUCUGCCCGGCGCUGGCAGGGGCACAGCAGGAUGCCCUCAAUGCCCUGCUCCUCUCGGGGGACACGGCGUACGGGGAUCCUUCGGGCUGGGAUUCCCAAACUCUGCAAGAUUUGGGGCCGCUCGUGCUGGCGUUGAACCGGACCACGCUGAGUUUGGUGGCCGAGGCAGCACGGGAGGAUUUCAGGAGGAGCAUCGUGACUGCCUACAUCAGGCAGGGCCGUUCCCAGCGGAAGAAAUCCCUGCUGCUCCUCAGGGCUCUGGCAGCAGCCUCAGCCUCCUCCCGGCCCAGGCUGCAGCGCAGAGAGGACAGCUGCCGGUCCAAACCCAUCACCUCCAGCAACAUCGAUGACAUCCUCCUGGUCAUAUUCUUCUCCCCUGACUGGCGUACCCAGCUUGACCUGUGCCUGAGCAAUAAUGUGCUAAUAGACAACUUGGAGGCUGUGCUGGACAUGCCAAUCCCCAAAGAGGGUCGCUGGGUCCUGAAGAAAAAGGUGGAUGAGUAUUUCAAGGACUCAGGGAUCCCGGAGGAGCAGCUGAGGCGCCUGGGAGAGCUGUCCCGGCUGUACACGGAGCAGGAGAUCAGCAAGUGGUCACUGAAUUCCAGUGAAACCCUCUCAGCCCUGCUCAGCCCCUCGGGAGGAGAUUGGAACGAUUCCCAGGUGCAGCAGCUGCUCACCGUGUACCUGAACCACGGGGGCUGCUUGACGGGGUCCCUGCUCCGCCAAAUCGGAAGCAAACGCCUGUGCAAAAUGCAGGAGGAGCAGAUCCAGAAGAUCCCUGCUAAAGCCAUGAGGACUGCUGGGAAGCUGGACAUCUCUUCAUGCAACCAAACCAAGAAGGAGCUGCUCUACAAAAAGGCCCAGGAAGCCUUUGCCAGCCUGGCCAGCAACCCCAGCCCCUAUUACUCCCUGAUGCAGCCAUACCUGGGUGGAGCUCCAGCAAAGGAUCUGAAGGACUUGGCUAAUACUUGUGCGGCCAUAAACAUGGAUCUGAGCACCUUCCUCACCCUAAAUCCUGAGGAAUUGCAGAAACUCAGCGUCACUGAUGUGAAGUUUUUGAUGGGGGUAAACCUCCAAGAGCUGAAGGACGCCAAGAACGAGCCCUUGGUGGUGACCUGGGUGCAGCAGCAACCCCAGCAGGAGCUGGACUGCGUGCUGGGCAUCGGCCUGCAGGGAGGGCAGCCCGGGCCCACGGGGACAGCCUGCCCUGUUGUCACCUGCCCUGCUGCCACCAGCCCGGCCAGUGUCACCUCCACGGCCACUCUCACCACCUCUCCUCACCCCACCAGCCCGGCCAGCGGUACCUCCACAGCCACUGUCACCACCUCUCCUCACCCUGCCACCUCAGCCAAUGUCACCCCUGUGCCCACCACCCUCCCCACUGCCACCUCGGCCAGUGUCACCCCUGUGCCCACCACCCUCCCCACUGACACCUCAUCCAGUGUCACCCCUGUGCCCACCACCCUCCCCACUGACACCUCGGCCAGUGUCACCCCUGUGCCCACCACCCUCCCCACUGCCACCUCGGCCAGUGUCACCUCCACGGCCACUCUCACCACCCCUCCUUACCCCACCAGCCCGGCCAAUGUCACCUCCACAGCCACUGACACCUCCACAGCCACUGUCACCACCUCUCCUUACCCCACCAGCCUGACCAGUGUCACCCCUGUGCCCACCACCCUCCCCACUGCCCCCAGCACCUCGGCCACUGUCACCUCCACGGCCACUGUCCCCACUGCCACCCCCACUGCCCGUCCCGCUGGCCACCACCAGCACUAG